Molecule: messenger RNA, 1973 nt
Organism: Coccinella septempunctata (seven-spotted ladybird)
Lineage: Eukaryota; Metazoa; Arthropoda; Insecta; Coleoptera; Coccinellidae
Product: glucose dehydrogenase [FAD, quinone]-like
Exons: 3
Coding region: 16-1869 (617 amino acids)
Molecular function (GO): oxidoreductase activity, acting on CH-OH group of donors; flavin adenine dinucleotide binding
Source: RefSeq, a predicted model, not a curated record
GAGAGGCCUAUCAGAAUGCUGCCAGUGUAUAUCAUUUUCUUCCUAUGCCAAGUAUCUGGUAUCGACCAAGAUCCUCGAAAUCUAAAAAUUGAAUAUUUGUCGAAACUUAUCGACAGCGAACUUGAGAAGAUCAAGAACUAUAAGGUCAGAAUAGAUAAUAAAGAUUUACUGGGAAGUGCUGAAAACACAAGAGUUCUGCUUGAGUAUGGAGAGUUCGAUUUCAUAAUAGUUGGAGGAGGUUCAGCUGGUUCUGCGAUAGCAAAUCGAUUAUCGGAAAUCGAGGAAUGGAAGAUUCUUCUUUUGGAAGCCGGAGAUGUUAAUGACGACUUUACAGAUAUACCAUAUUUUUUCGAACCAGCUCUCAAUUCGGAUAGGAAUUGGGGCUAUUUUACUAUACCUCAAAGGAAUGCUUGUCUCGGAAGGAUAAAUAACCAGUGUCCCUAUGCCCAGGGAAAAAUUCUUGGUGGAUCAGGCACAAUGAGUGGUCUUGUUUACUCCAGAGGAAUAAAGCGAGAUUUCGACAAAUGGUCCUCGCAGGGCAUUCCAGGAUGGACAUGGGACGAUGUCCUACCCUAUUAUAAAAAAAUCGAAAAUUACGAAUCACAAAAAAUAGACUUGAAUUACAGAGGUUUCGGUGGUCCACUAAACGUAGCUUACGUAAAACCUUCAAACCCAAUCCACCAAGCCAUUAUUGACGCUCAUGGACAAAUCGGCAUAAAAUUCCUUGAAGAUUACAACGCAAAAAGAAUAAGCGGUAUUUCAUUCACCCAGCAUAACACCCAGAGGGGUAGAAGAGUUAGUGGAGCAAACAACUACGUGAAAACUGCUUGGAAUCGAAUAAAUUUCAAUGUGACCCUCAAAGCAUUCGCUACAAAAAUCUUGAUAAACGAUGAAACCAAAACUGCGUAUGGCGUGGAAUUCGUGAAAAACAACAAGAAAUAUAUAGCUAGAGCUAGAAAGGAGGUGAUAAGUUCAGCAGGGUCUAUCAACUCCCCGCAGCUCUUGAUGCUGUCGGGAAUCGGACCGAAAUCAGACUUGGAAAGAUUGGGGAUCCGGGUGAUCCAGAAUCUUCCCGUGGGCAGGCAUACCAAAGACCAUAUCGGUUUUCAAAACUUCUACUUUAAAUCGAACCAUGUUGAACCCCUACUCUCAACAGAACAGCUGGUGAAGCAGUACUUGGACGGUGAAGGAUUUUAUACAGCACCGACAAAUUAUCGUUUGACAUCAUACUACAACUCCAGGAAUUCAUCUUCACCCUAUCCUAACAUAGAAGUCGAAUUUUCAUUCCCUAAACCCUUAUCUACUGGUUACCCAGGUUGGAGCACUUUCAAAAAGACCAUCUCAAACUUCACAGAUAAAGUCAAACAAUCCUCCACAUUCAGUUUAGAAUUAUUUUUCCUCCAUCCAAAAUCUUCAGGAACCUUGAAACUAAAAUCGGCAAAUCCUAAAGACUUUCCGCUAAUUGACAGUAAUAUUUUCGAUGACGCUGAAGAUUUGGAGGAUAUUUAUAGGGGCGUUGAGGUAUCCCUGAGUUUGCUGGAUACUCCUGUUGGCAAAUCUUUGAACUUGACCCUGGAGUUGGAUAUUCCAGAAUGUUCAAGGGAAAUAUACAGGUCGAAAAAAUUCUGGUUUUGUGUUUUGCGUCAUUUUGUGGGACCAGCAUUGCAUCUUUCAUCAUCGACUAAAAUGGGCAAUUCUAAUGAUCCUCUUGCUGUGGUGAACCACGAGUUGAAGGUAUAUGGGAUAAAGGGACUAAGAGUGGCAGAUGUUGGUGUGGUUCCAGGGACAGUUACAGGACAUAUUAAUGCUCAAGCAUUCUUGAUUGGGGAAAGAGCUGCAGAUAUGAUCAAAAAGCAAUAUUUGAAAUAGUGUAGAUAUGUUAGGUACUUAGGAAGUCUUUGCACUCUCGAAUAUGUGUAUGAUGUUCAUUCUACCAUAAAAAAAUCAUAAACUUGCGAUUUUCACCUACUUUA